CACCACCCCGCCAAUCAGCGCGCUCGCUGUGCUUUCGCGCUGGGAGCGGUGAGCGCCGUCCGCGCCUGCGCCGAGAAGCCGGCGCGGGGAGCGCAGGGGCUGGUGCUAAAAUGGCGGAGCGCGGCUACAGCUUCUCCCUCACCACCUUCAGUCCUUCUGGAAAGCUUGUUCAGAUUGAAUAUGCUUUGGCUGCAGUAGCUGCAGGAGCUCCAUCAGUUGGGAUUAAAGCUGCAAAUGGAGUGGUGUUGGCAACUGAGAAGAAGCAGAAGUCCAUUCUGUACGAUGAAAGGAGCGUCCACAAAGUAGAACCAAUUACCAAACAUAUAGGUUUAGUGUACAGUGGUAUGGGUCCAGAUUACAGAGUACUUGUGCACAGAGCUCGGAAGCUGGCCCAACAGUAUUACUUGGUUUAUCAUGAGCCCAUUCCAACAGCUCAGCUAGUACAGAGAAUUGCCUCUGUGAUGCAGGAGUACACACAGUCUGGUGGUGUUCGUCCCUUUGGUGUAUCACUGCUAAUAUGUGGCUGGAAUGAAGGGCGGCCGUAUUUAUUUCAGUCGGAUCCAUCUGGAGCUUAUUUUGCCUGGAAAGCAACAGCAAUGGGAAAAAAUUACGUCAAUGGGAAAACAUUUCUUGAGAAAAGAUACAAUGAAGAUCUGGAGCUUGAAGAUGCCAUUCAUACUGCUAUCUUAACACUAAAGGAGAGCUUUGAAGGGCAAAUGACAGAAGACAACAUUGAAGUUGGCAUCUGUAAUGAAGCUGGUUUUAGGAGGCUCACUCCAACUGAGGUUAAGGACUACUUGGCUGCAAUAGCCUAGUAGAAACCAAGCUAGACUGUGGUUCACACAAAGGUCUUUUUAAUUUUGGCUACUUAAAUGUUUUUCUUUGCAGUUUUUGCAUACUUAUUUCUACAUGGUUUGUCUGAGAGAUUUUUUAAACAUCAUGGGUGCAAAUACAACGGUCCUUGAUAUUGUAAUACAUGGAAUCUUGUUAAAGAGAAUUUUUUCCCUUGAUACACAAAAUACUGUACAAACUGUAAAGUUAUAGUGACAGCUUGAAAAAGGCUAAAGAAUAAAAUCAGAGGCCAUUGUUUUGGGGGAA
Molecule: messenger RNA, 1098 nt
Organism: Passer domesticus (house sparrow)
Lineage: Eukaryota; Metazoa; Chordata; Aves; Passeriformes; Passeridae
Gene: PSMA2
Product: proteasome 20S subunit alpha 2
Exons: 8
Coding region: 111-815 (234 amino acids)
Biological process (GO): proteasomal protein catabolic process; ubiquitin-dependent protein catabolic process
Cellular component (GO): proteasome core complex; proteasome core complex, alpha-subunit complex
Source: RefSeq, a predicted model, not a curated record